AUGUCGGUCCGCCUCUGGCCCGGGCUCCAGCGCGGUCUGCAUACUACGCGGCGCGUCCUGCGUGAGAAUCGCGUGAGCACGCUUGAUUUUCAGCUGGGUACUAAGGAUGCCGUGUACCGCGCGCGCCUCGCUGCGCUCGAGCAGCUCUUGCCGACGAUCAAGGGCCGUUGGGGCGGCGUCGGCUUCGCGGUGAGCCAGGCGCUGGGCCUCGGCUGGAUGACCGAGAAGGAGGAGGAUGUGAUGCGCUUCGAGUCGUCGCAGGCCAUGUACCACCCCCUCUGGGCCGUCGACGCCAUCUGGAAGGUCAAGUGCAAGGGCGAUACGGGCCAGGCCACGGCUUCGUUCGUCUCGACCAACUCGACGUUCCCCGGCAAUGCGUGGAAGCCGAUGGACACGCUCCCCCUGCGCCCGCCCCCGGUGCUCGUGUCCGAGAUGGAGGAGCGCCCGGACGUGGUCGUGAAGAACGGCGACGAACCGAUGCACUACGUGCCUUUCGACGCGCAGCGGCAUCUGCACCCCAAGGUGGAUGUGGACGGAAAGAUUAGCGUGCUACCAUUCAACAUUUCCCCGCGCUCGCUGCCCGACAUCUUUCGCCACGCCGACCUGCGCUCGCUGAUGGUCGACAUGCUGGCCGACGGCCCCCCUCUGCACAUCAACCGCCGCUUCCAGGUCCUGCCUGGCGUCGAGAUUCAAGUCGCAAAGAUGAACGAGCAGCCGGACUCGGACGCGAACGCGAUGGUGCGCCUGGAGCGCGACUCGCUCGACGUCGACCUCAUGGCGUGCUACCCCGUGCUCCUCCCCGUGCAUCUCGUCCGUUUCCGCUACGACGCGAACGGCGAAAAAGACAAGCUCGCCACCGUUGCGCUCGGCGCGUGGGAUGAGCGCCUGCUUGUCUAUGCUUUGUACUGCGACGAGCAGCCCAACUGGGUCGCCAAGCAGCCGCCGAGCUGGCUCAACAUCGACAUGCUCGACUUUGACCCGCAUGUCCCUGUCGCCCAGUCGGUGCUCGACCCCAACGCAGGCGAGGGUGAGAGGGAGCGCUCCGAGGCGCGCAUCGUCGACCUUAUGGCGCAGCAGUCGCAGAUGCAAAACAUCUUUGAGAGCCGCGCCGAAGAGCUGAUCGACGAGGCCGACUGGACGACGUGCACGCAGUGGGAGUCGACGCAGGCGCCCGCUGAUGCCACGCCGGAAGCGGAUGCGGGCCUCGGCGAGAUCGACUGGAACGCGCACAACAUCCGCCCGAUGUACGACGGCGUCACCGAGAACCGCCAGUAUAUUGCGCUCGCUGGCGAGGCGCUCUUUUCGGCGCGCCUCCUCGAGAGCGUCGAGCGCGAUCGCAGCGAGGGGCGCGACACCUCGAACGUCCACACGAUCCACAACGGCAAUCUCGUCACGGGCGACGAGGCGAUCGCCGCUCUGCACGAGCGCCUCGCCGAGAUCAAAUCGUCGCGCGAUGCGAACCGCCCCGAGUGGAUGGGUGCUCUGAAAAACUAA
Malassezia japonica is the source of this 1494-nucleotide messenger RNA. RefSeq lists its product as uncharacterized. Lineage: Eukaryota; Fungi; Basidiomycota; Malasseziomycetes; Malasseziales; Malasseziaceae. The transcript has 3 exons. The record is from RefSeq and is a predicted model, not a curated record. The coding region runs from base 1 to 1494 and encodes 497 amino acids.